Messenger RNA from Setaria italica (foxtail millet), 881 nucleotides. RefSeq lists its product as uncharacterized. Lineage: Eukaryota; Viridiplantae; Streptophyta; Magnoliopsida; Poales; Poaceae. The transcript has a single exon. The coding region runs from base 214 to 579 and encodes 121 amino acids. The record is from RefSeq and is a predicted model, not a curated record.
AGAAAUCAUAUAAACACGCCAAGCCAAUCCACGGGGAGAAGCACAAACAACGCAUAGCUCCACUUCCCAAGCAACAACAUCGACCUGCACGGCUGCACCUGCACUGCACCCAAUCCAGAAGCUCUUGCAGUCCAGGAACAGAUCGAUCAGGAGCCUGAAUUCGUUCGGGGCCGGGCGGUUGCUGUUGAAUCAUUGGUGAAUCGAGGUGUGGCCAUGGAGGUGGAGGCGGUCAGCUGCGAGUGCUGCGGGCUGGAGGAGGAGUGCACGGGGGAGUACAUCGGCGGCGUGCGGGCCUACUUCGGGGGCAGGUGGCUGUGCGGGCUGUGCUCGGAGGCCGUCAAGUACGAGGCCGGCAAGUGCGCGGGCGCCGGCGCCGGCGACGUCGAGGAGGCCGUGCGCGCGCACAUGGCCAUCUGCCGCACGCUCAAGAGCGGCGGGCCGGCGGGGCGAGUCGCCGACGGCAUGCGCCAGAUGCUGCGCACCGCGUCCUGGAAGAAGGCGGCCGCGGCCGCCGCGGCGUCCCCGGCGCCGUCGCCGAGGGGGCACCACCGCGCCUCGCCGGUGUCCGUCGGGCUCUGAUUAUGAUCGCGCUACGAAUCGAGGCGGCGGCGCGGCGUCGUGCUUGGCUUAAUGGCUCCUGUGAGUUGCCUGCUAAGCUUCGCCACUUCCUCUCGCCUCGCUAGGGUAGGCGCUGGUGCUAGCGUUCUUCGUUAGACCGAGCGCCAUGGCCCACGGGUGUGUUGCGACUUCUAUGUAAGUUUUGAUUUUUGAACCAGUUUGUACAUACUUGUAAGGAUCGAUCAAGCCUUUGAGAUUAUGGCUUUGAUCAAUGGAGAAAUCAAAUAACUUAUAUCAAAUGAGCUGGUUGUUCUUGGAUUAAA